Molecule: messenger RNA, 1230 nt
Organism: Malassezia sympodialis ATCC 42132
Lineage: Eukaryota; Fungi; Basidiomycota; Malasseziomycetes; Malasseziales; Malasseziaceae
Biological process (GO): box H/ACA snoRNP assembly
Cellular component (GO): cytoplasm; nucleoplasm
Source: RefSeq, a predicted model, not a curated record
AUGCAGCUGCCGACGCCGGCCUUCGAGGUGACGCAGGACGAGGCUUUCGUCACUGUACAUGUCCAUGCGGACAUAGCGGCGGCCACAGAAGCGCGUGUAGCGGCCGAGGGUACGACUUUUGGAUGCUUUAUUGAGCCGCUCUACCUCCCUCUCUGUCUUCCUUACUCGGUCGCCACGCUGCAUGACUGUAUCCCCUUGUGCGAGGGCAGCGCCACGGCUGCGUGCACCUAUGAUACCCACACAAAGGUCCUGCAUGUGCGGCUGGCCAAGAGUGUGCACGGCCAGGUGUUUCCGGAUCUCGAUCGGCUGCGGCCUCAGCUCCUGUCUGAUGAAGAGCAGGCGCAGAUGGAGCGUGACGCUGCGUGUGCUCCUGCUUCGCAUGCGUACGGAUUUGGGCAGACGGAUCCGCUGCCAGUAGAUUAUGUGGCGCUUGUGCGCGGCGGCCGUGUGCCAUAUCUGGAUGUGGACGAUCCUACGCAGAUGCCUCCGCGCGAGCGCGAAGCGCGCGCCGAGUCGCUCGAGACGGAAAAGUGGGACGAGGGCAUGUACCUGGACAAUGUAGUCGAUAUCGAUGGCGAUGUCGCAGCCGUCGUCCAGGUCGAGCCCCACGUCCUCUCGGGCGCGUGCAAGGCGUCGUCCGGCGCUGCUUCAGGCCCGGUGCCGCCACAGGCGGCAGCGCACGCGUUCCUCGUGCAGCUCUUAUUCGCCUACUUGUAUGAGCUGCAUGUGUCGUACAACGACGCAUCUCCGGAGUCGGCAUGGACGCUCUGCAAGCUAUGCCGCUCGAUCGCGUGCUUUGUCGAGCCUUCCGCACCGAUCGCGGCGGUCCUGCGCGCCAGCUAUCGUCGUGCUCUCACGUACCCCCUCUACCGCUCCUGGGCUCUGUGCGAGCGCGUGCGCAAAGAUAUGAUACGCCUGCUCCAGGCCGAAGAUGCACAAACGCGCCUGCUUGCCGCGCUCCAGGAUAUGGAUGCCAUCUUUGCGCUGGCGCCGACAGGCACGGGCCUCGCGGAGCCGGUCGAGACGGUGCUGCGGCUCAUAUGGGACUUUUGGCUCGCGCCAUUGCAGGCCUACGUGUCGCAGGCUGCCGCAGACGAAUGGCCUGCUUUGGCACGCUCCCUCACACCGCCUACCAAAGAGGCCGUCGGUGAGCCGGGUGGCUGGGACCUCGAGGUCCUCGAUAUGCUGGCACGUGAGUCGAAGGCGGAAGGCGUCGGUAGUUUCGUGUAA